This is a messenger RNA of Diorhabda sublineata, 1752 nucleotides long. RefSeq names its product probable methylmalonate-semialdehyde dehydrogenase [acylating], mitochondrial. NCBI's taxonomy places the organism in Eukaryota, Metazoa, Arthropoda, Insecta, Coleoptera, Chrysomelidae. Gene Ontology annotation, cellular component: mitochondrion. The transcript is spliced from 7 exons. The record is from RefSeq and is a predicted model, not a curated record. The coding region runs from base 78 to 1631 and encodes 517 amino acids. Gene Ontology annotation, molecular function: malonate-semialdehyde dehydrogenase (acetylating, [NAD(P)+]) activity; methylmalonate-semialdehyde dehydrogenase (acylating, NAD+) activity. Gene Ontology annotation, biological process: thymine catabolic process; L-valine catabolic process.
AAUUUAAGUUGUAUCAGAUCGUUUCCCACUCCGCUCACAUUCAGUAGCUCGUGAGUGAUAAACCAACCGGCUUUGCUAUGAUUAGGUCAGCUGCAACACCAGUUAAAAACAUUUUACGUCGUAAUUACUCGAACGUAGCUCCUACUACGAAACUAUUCAUUGACGGUAACUUCGUCGAUUCAAAAACUACAGAAUGGAUAGACCUCCAUGAUCCUGCCACUAAUAAUUUAGUUACUAAAGUUCCUAAAAGUACCACUAGCGAAAUGGAAGCAGCAGUUGAAUCAUCUAAAAACGCUUAUGGCAGCUGGAAACAAACAUCAGUAUUAACCAGGCAACAGCUGAUGCUGAAACUUCAAGCAGUAAUUAGAAGAGAUAUUAAGAAAUUAGCUCAAAAUAUAACAUUAGAACAAGGGAAAACAUUAAUAGACGCUGAAGGAGACGUGAUAAGAGGAUUGCAGGUUGUUGAACACGCCUGCUCAGCUGGAACUCUUCUCCAAGGAGAAUCCUUACAAAGUAUUUCCAAAGAUAUGGACGUCACUUCAUAUAAGUUACCUCUAGGGGUAACGGCUGGUAUCUGCCCUUUUAACUUUCCUGCUAUGAUUCCUUUAUGGAUGUUUCCAUUAGCCUUAAUUGCUGGAAACACGAUGGUAAUAAAGCCUUCUGAAAGAGAUCCUGGUGCGACUAUGUUGUUGAUGGAGCUAUUGAAUGAAGUUGGAUGUCCUCCAGGGGUAGUUAAUGUUAUCCAUGGAGCUCACAAAACUGUAGAUUUCAUUUGCGAUAACAAAGAUAUCAAAGCUAUAAGUUUUGUUGGAUCUGAUAAUGCUGGUAAAUAUAUUUAUUCGCGAGGAACAGCUAAUGGAAAGAGAGUACAGUCGAACAUGGGAGCUAAAAAUCACGCUGUAAUUUUACCAGAUGCCAAUAAAGACGCAGCGUUAGAUCAGUUAGUUGGUGCAGCGUUUGGAGCAGCUGGGCAGAGAUGUAUGGCUAUAAGUGUUGCAAUUUUAGUAGGUGAGGCUCAACAAUGGAUACCAGAUUUGAUAGAAAGAGCCAAAAAGUUGAAAGUUAAUGCUGGACAUGAACCAGGAACAGAUGUAGGACCUGUAAUAAGCCCACAUGCUAAAGAAAGAAUUUUAGGACUUGUUGAGGCUGGUAUAAAACAGGGAGCCAAAUGUAUAUUAGAUGGAAGAAACAUUAAAGUUGAAAAAUAUCCAAAUGGUAACUUCGUCGGACCGACAAUUUUAACAAACGUGAAAACAGAUCAAGAUUGUUACAAAGAAGAAAUAUUUGGUCCCGUUUUAUGUGUUAUUUCUGCCAAUACUCUGGAUGAGGCUAUUCAAAUAAUUAAUGCAAAUCCAUACGGAAAUGGAACUGCUAUAAUGACCACGAACGGAAGUUAUGCCAGACAAUUUAUACAUGAAACUGAUGUGGGUCAGGUUGGCGUUAACGUUCCCAUUCCAGUUCCUUUACCAAUGUUCAGUUUCACGGGUUCGAGAGGAAGUUUCCACGGUGACUUGCAUUUCUAUGGUAAACAAGGACUGAACUUUUACACUCAAACAAAGACUGUAACGUCCUUAUGGAGAAAGGGACAAGUUGAAUCCAGGACGUCUGUGUCAAUGCCUGUUCAUAAUUAAAACACGGACAAGUUGAUAAUAAAGAUUUGAAUUCAUACAAAGUUUUUGAAGUCAUUUAAUUAUUAAAAGUGUUUCUAUUAAAACAUGCUAUUUUUAUAAUUAAUAAAAAAUUGUUAAUAUA